AUUGGCUUGCAGCCUGAAGAUGCCCUGUGGCUUUGUCUGAAUCAGCGACUUUGGUGCUUUCAGACCUUAAAUACUCAAAACAGCAGGGAGCUGCAAAGCCUGGCAGGUUCACCAACUGGACUUCAUGGCUGCCCGUGCUGCCUCUUGAUUCAUUGCACUGUCCAGUGUCCCCCACAUUGGAGGCCUAAUUAGUAUUCAUCAUACUACAGUCAGUUUCUGUAGCCCGUAGCUUCAUGGGGGGGUUUCCUGUCCACUGACCCAGCAGGCUGCCUCACUGGACCAGCAGCCAUGUCCGCCUGCAGCACCUUCACUGAGCACGUGUGGAAGCCAGGCGAGUGCAAGAACUGCUUUAAACCUAAGAGUCUGCACUGUCUGGCUCAGAGUGGUGGAGGGAAGCCUCCCUCUGAGCAGAGGCCUCCAACAAUUCAGCAACAAAAUCCACCCCCUGCUAGCGCCAGAGCAAACACUAACCUUACCAUCAACUCACAGAGGGCUAGCAGUGGGUCUGCCCGCUCAGGACACUUCCGUCCACCAGUGGCUAAAAAGCCAACCAUUGCUGUUAAGCCCACUAUGAUGCUGCCCUGCUCAUCUGUAGGACUGGAUUCAGAUGGCAACCUGCAACGACCACCAAAUGUCUUAGAACAGGGCAAAACAUCAGCCUUCACAGUCUGGAAUCGCAAUGGACUGAACCGUAAGAGGCCUAGUGGGCCCAGCAACAACAAUGAAGGAGAGGAUGGCAGUGAGGAGAUUGAGGGUUAUGGACCACUUAGCCCUAGGACCCCUAGUGGAAAUAACAACAACAGUGGACUGGCAGAUGUUCUAAAGGAGAUUGCAGGGUUAGGCCCUGGCCCUAGCCCUACUCCCCUUUCUGGUUCCAAGGACCUGUUUUGGGGAAGAAUUAGUAGUUCGUACCAGCGGUCCUUGGAAAGAGGUCUUCCAGCCUCAAGCUGCCUGGCCAUGGGAGGCAGCAGUAGUUGUGGUGGUGGCACUGCUCAAAAACGGGUAUCUCUUAGCGAUAGCUCUGAGAUCAUCAGCACAGAGGGCGGUCGCUUUUGCUAUCCAGAGUUUUCCAGUGAAGAUGAAGAAGAAGAGGAGGAUGAGGAGGAAGAGACAGAAAGAGAUGAUGAUGAACAUGAGAGCUGGGAUGAAAGUGAUGAAGAGUUACUGGCCAUGGAGAUCCGUAUGCGAGGCCAGCCACGAUUUGCAAAUUUCCGUGCUGCCACAUUGUCUCCAGUGCCCUUUGCUGCAGGGAAAAAGUGGAAUACUGUGCCACUUCGCAACCGCUCACUACAGCGGAUUUGUGCAGUCGACUAUGACGAUAGCUAUGAUGAGAUCUUGAAUGGAUACCCAUCCAUUGACUCCAAUGGAGCUCUUCUACCCUAUGGGCCCCAUGACAUGCAAGGCAGUGGUUUCCUGUCAAAUUCAGAGUCUACUACUUCUCCAGAAUCAUCGUCAUCACUACCAGAAGAUUCCCGAACAACAUCCAGCAGUGGGAGCAGUGCCCCCUGUGCUCUUCGAAAUGGCUUGCAUUCGCCUACAUCCUCUAGGGCGCCUGUCCCAUGCACUUCUCCCCUAAAAAAGGAGCCCAUCCACAGAGCACUGAGUCCACUCAAGGUGACUGAAACGCACAAGGCUGUGCUGGCCAUUAGGUUAGAAGAUCAGGAUGGCAGAGAAGGCACACCAAUGCCCCAGGCCCUUCCAGGUCAACCAGUCACAAUUAGUUUUAGUCCCACAGAGGAGCAAGCUAAGCCAUACCGUGUAGUGAAUUUGGAAAAAUCACUGAUCUGUAAGCCUUACACUGUUGUGGAUGUGUCAGCAUCCAUGGCCAACAAAGAUGAGCAAACUCUCGAAUCUACUCCAAAACCCAAAAACCUGUCAAUGCCUUCCAGUCCUACAUCCUUCUGUAGCACUCCUGUUGGUCAGCCAUUGUCUCCAACCUCCCCUCUAUCUCCUUCUUCUCCUGUGAUGCCAACAUCACCCUCAUCUGUAGCUCUGUCAAGCACCUCCCGAAAGAAAUCAGGGAACAUACGCUAUCAAGAAGUGUGGACAUCAAGCACAAGUCCUCGCCAAAAGAUACCUAAAGUGGAUAUAGGUGUUGGGAGUAAUCCUGGCCCCUCCAUUCCUACUCAACACUGCAGCCACAAGUCAGCUCCCACUUCUCCAAUUGCUGGGUUGUCUUCCUCUAGAACUGUUCCUGUAAAAUCCUCCAACUUAUCAGAGAUCAAGUUUAACAGCUUCAAUAAUGCAGGCAUGCCUCCUUUUCCCAUUAUUAUUCGAGAUGAGCCUGCCUAUGCCCGCAGCUCCAAGAAUGCUGUUAAGGUACCAAUUGUUAUCAAUCCAAGUGCAUAUGACAACCUAGCCGUGUACAAGAGCUUUUUAGGACUCAGCGGGGAACUGACACAGCCAAAAGGGGUAGGUGGUAGGGUAACCAGCCAUACUUAUGAGGAAAUUGGAUCCUCUGAGAGUGUCCAGUCCUCUUCAACAGAGAAAACUAUCUCUGGUAGAGGCACAUCAGAGAGAGCCUCUUUUGAAGAGACAAAAACUUCACCCGAGGCAGUUUCAAAAGCACCAAAUUUACAACCUAGAACCACUAAAGACUCUAGCACUGUGACAAGCACUGUGAUGAGCUCCGCAGUUGGGGCCCUCUCUCCCACUGCAUCGACAAGUUCCCCUGCUAUUACUGCAAACCAACCUAAAACCAGCCCCACUGCCAAUUCUGUUACUCACACUUGCAAGACAAAUGGAGAUGCUACUUGCAGUAAAGAUGAUAACACAGACUUAGCUUUGUCCUCAGGGACAGAGGCAAGCCAAAGGGAGGAGGCCAGUGCUGUGCUUUUACAGAUUGUGGCCUCAAUCCAGCCUCCCCAGUCUCCUCCAGAGUCACCCUCUGUGCAAGCCAAUACCCUUAGUUCUGAGGAGUUGUAUGCCCUCCCACCUGAUGCCAUGAAGGAGACCCUCACUCGACCCAAGUCUCUCUUCUCCACAACUGAAGGCUGUCUUUCCAAAGCCAAGAAGGACACGCCCUCUAAAGUUUUGUCUAAAUCUCAGAGUGCCUCUGCUGCUGUCCCACUCUCCAGCCCCCGGUCAGAGCCCAAUGCGCCUUUCCCCCCUCCUAGAUCUACAUCCUCCCCCUACCAUGCUUCUAAUAUCCUCCAGAGGCAUUUUAGCAACUGGACCAAGAGUUCUGCCUCAAGUUCUCCUGUUCGACCUAGUGAAGGUGAAGUAAGUCCAGGUGGAGAGGGAAGACGUAGUUCAGCAGAAAGCUCCAAACCCAAACGCUGGAUCUCUUUUAAGAGCUUUUUUCGUCGGCGGAAAGACGAAGAUGAGCAGAGAGAGAGGGUGGAGAGAGAAAAGGAGAAAGGCAAGAUAGUUGGGCUUGAUGGUACAGUCAUUCACAUGCUUCCACCACCACCAAUCCAACAGCAUCACUGGUUCACUGAGGCCAAGCCAGAGGAUCCCACCCAAAAGCCAACCAUCAUCUUCAGCUACAAACAAGACAGUGGCAGCACUCUUGGUGAUGGAGAAGGCGAGCUACGAGUAGAGGAGUGCAGAGAAAAUGCACUACAGACACCUGAUGAGAGCAAAGAACCCAGACCUCUGAGCCCAGGGCGAACAACACCCUCACACACCAGUGGAUGUGAGCUCAUCAGCAAGAAUUUAAGCCAGGUACCAGUCAGUGCCAGCAGCGCCAGGGAUCGGGAGCUGCCCGGUGCCGCCUCCCUGCCUGCCAGAGUGAAUCUGGGGCUGGUGCUCGGGGAGCGAGAGGAGGGUCAUGCCAACCAGGUUGCCACACCAGCCUCAGCCAGCGAUGGCAGUGCCAGCCUCGGAGAGCCAGAGGAGGACGGGAAUCACUCCCAUCACUCCCACUCUCCCGCAUCCAGCCAGUGCAGUGCCACAUACAGCAACCUUGGUCAAUCCAGAGCCAACAUGAUCCCACUGAAACAGCCACGAAACAUCAAAGCAUCCAAUGAUACGUUGGCCUCUAUCGACCUGGACGGUCUCGCUGACCAGCCGGCCCCUAAAGCUACACCACCACCACUACCUAAGAAGGCCGUACCUCGCUCCAGUACUGAACCGAGCCUUGGAGGCAAAGAGUCAGUCCAGGGAGGCCUGAGACCUCGAGCUGAGGCAAGACCUGGGGGCACCAACCUGAGCGUGGCCAACCCUAUCUAUGACUUGGACUCCACCUGGGAGACAGCUAGUCAGAGCUCAUCUCUCAGCUCCGAGCCCCAUCGAGUCCAUGACCACGAGAGCGGUGACUCCCUGGAAAGACCAACAGCUGCCAUGGCUGCCAACAAGGGCCGCCCGACUAACAGCGUGUCCUCUCUGAUUUCUCAGCCUGCAUCGGGUGCACCCAGUGUCUCAGCUGGCAGAGAGAGGAGGGUCUACCCAAGUACAGAGUCUCUGGCUGGAAGGGGUCGGACAACAGGACGAGGUGCUGGAGGCUGCAAACCCCAGAGACCAGCUCUGUACAGGGGCUUGGACAGCUGGGAUGAGGUGGUGGGGAGGAUUCGGGGUCUCCACACGGACACGCUGCGGAAGCUGGCAGCAAAGUGUGAGGACCGUUUCAUGGCCGGUCAGAAAGAUCACUUGAGAUUCGGCACUGACAGCUGGUCCCACUUCAGACUGACCACUGGGAAACCCUGCUGUGAGGCAGGGGAUGCUGUUUACUACACUGCCUCCUACGCCAAGGACCCGCUGGUCAACUACGCCAUCAAGAUCUGUCGGAGCAAAGUGAAGGAGACCCAGCAGCAGUUUUUUCACAGCCUCGCAGUGAGACAGAGCCUGGCUGUGCACUUCAACAUCCAGCAGGACUGUGGACACUUCCUGGCUGAUGUCCCUGCCAGGCUGCUGCCCUGGGAAGAGGAAGAAGGUGAGGAGGAUGAAGAGGAUGAGGAGGAAGAUGCAAACGGGCUGAAGGAGAAAGAGAAAGAUAUAAAGACUGAAACCAAGAUGACGGACUCCAAAGCUCCAAAUGGUAAAUUAGAUGAAACCCCAGCAGCAGGUCACAUGAACACUAUUGGCCGCUUGAGGAGCCGAGUGGUGGUCAUCACACGCGAGGUGCCCUUCCAGACGGUGGCUGACUUUGUCCGAGAAGGCGCGGCUCGGCACACUCAUAACCCUGAGCUGUACGAGCGCCAGGUCUGUCUCCUGCUGCUGCAGCUGUGCUCUGGCCUGGAGCACAUGAAGCCUUAUCAUGUGACCCACUGCGACCUGCGACUGGAAAACCUGCUGCUGGUCCACUGCCAACCCGGCAACCCCUGGAAUCUGGAAAUUCUUGAGCCCAACAACAACAGCAACAGCAGCAGCAGCAGCAGUUCUGGUGCAACCUCUGCCGGCGCUGCUACUGCUGCUGCCAACGCCACCUGCCCCGCCCGCCUCAUCAUCAGUAACUUCUCCCAAGCAAAACAGAAGAGCACUCUCAUGGCUGCUGACCCUGGUACGCUGCGCGACCAGUCACGCCUGGCACCCGAAAUAGUAACAGCAACUCAGUAUCGCAAGUGUGACGAGUUCCAGACUGGGAUUCUGAUCUAUGAGAUGCUGCACCGACCCAACCCCUUCGAGGAGACGCCGGAGCUGAAGGAGCGGGAGUACACGUGGGCGGAUCUGCCGCCGCUGCCUGUCAGAUCGCUCUAUUCACAGGGUCUGCAGCAGCUGGCCAGGCUACUGCUCACUGUCAAUCCCUCCGAAAGGAUCCGCAUGUCCGAGGCCAGGGCCUGCUUGCAGUGCCUGCUCUGGGGCCCUCGUGAGGACUUGUUCCAGGCGCUUGGCUGCAGCAGCACGGGCCCCAUGUCAGGUGCCACCUCCAGCCAGCGCGAGGCCACCCUCCAAAACUGGCUGGACCUGAAGAGGACACUGAUGAUGAUCAAGUUUGCGGAGCGCUCGCUGGAUGCGGCUUGCGGCGUGAGCCUGGAGGACUGGUUGUGUUGCCAGUAUCUGGCAUUUGCCACCACAGACACCCUGAGCCGGGUGGUGCACAUUCUGCAGCAGCCGCAACCACAUCCUCAGCCCCAGAGCCAGUCAGCACACGCAGCACCGAGCCAAACCCAAACACAUCAAACGCACACCCUCCACCUGACUCAGUCGCAGCCACUCUGAGUUCCUCCAGUUACUAUGGAAACAGAUCCAACUUCCCCCGUGUGGUCCCUCUGCUGACGCUAAUGUGUGAUGUAAGCUAAUAGUCAGCUUUGUUGUUGCAGCAGUGCUCACCUAAAACUAAACAGCUGGUUGUUGCAAAUGUCUGUGUUUUCUUCAUGGACAAAUAGAUCCAGAGAGUGAGCGGCUGUGCUCCCAUCAAACAGGGUUAUGAUCAGGGUUAUUCUUAGCGCUCAUUAACAGCAGCGGGAUGCUUGAGAGUCAAGCAAAUGAGGUGUCUGUCUGACAUUGUUCUCAGAUCCAGGCCAUGACAAACUGAAACAUUACAGCAAGUUCAAGUCAUUGUGGCUCUUAGCCGUCACUUGCCAGACAUCUCUUCAUUCUUCAUCUUGCUCUUCAGCUGGUCACAUCUCAUGUGUGUUAAAACACUCCACCAGUUCCAGAUUGAAGAGAUUCACUGAAUAUGUGAAGCAUUUCUAUUUUUUUAUGGGGUUUUUUUCUGCCAAAUUCUGCAAGAAGAGUUGUGAUAACUACAUAUUAGAUAUAGUUUGCAUGGCAGCAGUCUCCUGGAUUUAUUUGAGGCUCUAUCAAAUUGAAUAAUUUUGAGAUUUCAUAGUGUUCAUAGUGAUCUCAAGACAGAUUCCCUCAAAGUACCCGUUUUCUGGGGAGAAAACUUGAGUGUUGUAUUUUAAGUAGGGCUGGGUAUCAGUACUCGAUUUCUUUAAGGCGUCAACCAAAAUAACGCAGUGCUGAGUCAUAUCAAAACUUCUCCAAUCAAGCAAUACCUGCAUUUGAUCCUUUUCGGACCUAGAUCUAGAGUUGGCUGUUCAGCAUAACGAGAAGCCUCCAAAAUGUUUGAAAGUAUGACUAUACUACAUGCUAUUCAUUAUUUAGUGUUCCCACGGUCAUGAAAUGUCUGGGAAAGUUAGAAAAUUGAAAAAAAAAAAACAGUUUUCCGGGCCUUAAAAUGAACGUGUCUAACAUUAUGCAAAAUAUGCUCUGUGACUAAUCUUAACCCAGUGCUGCACUGCGUGACCAUUAAAAUGUCACUGGUAUCACAUUAACAGACGUUGGCGGUGGGAAUGUCUAACAGGCAAGUAAAGUAAGCAAGUUCUAAAAGUUUAAUUAUCAGCAAAUGUAGAGAAAGUAAUUAAUUAUUAAACACAAAAAUGCCUCUUUAAUAAUUAAUGACUUUUUGAAUGACAAAUACAGUCUUUCGUACAGAAUUAGAAUCUCUAUGGUGGCGGCUAAGACAGGGGUGUUAGCAACCUUUCUGGGUUUUUGUAUCUUUUGCUUGAGAAUCCCUUUUCAUCAUUCUGUGUCCCCUCUCUAAAUUCAGAUGUUUUUGCAGGUACAAGAACACAGUGCAGGUGGAACUCAUCAUGACUUCUUUUUUUCCUCAGCAGCAGUUUGAGGUGUUUGAGUCGUGGAGAAAAUAAUUCAUUUGUUUAACCAGUCAGAGCUGAGCAGAUCGAUGGAUGACAGGAGCAGCUGCUGCAGACUUUAGGACCCACACAAUGAACUGUACCGCAGCUGGUGUUUUACUGCUCCAUGUGUGCCCAGAGUACACCCUGCACUCCAAAACUGUUGUGUAAAUGCUAUAUAUAUAUAUAUAUAUAUAUAUAUAUAUAUAUAUAUACUCUAUAUAGGUGCAUAUUUUCCAACAUCUGCGCAAAUAUAAAAUCAAUUCAUGGUGGCAGAUUUUUUAUAUGUUGGCAGGCCACCAGAAAUACAUUAAUGUGUGGGAAACCCUGGUAUCUUCAUGUGUUCUGGUAUUGGUACUAGUUCUAAUUUUAAAAUACCCAGCCCUAAUUUUUCGCAACAAUUCAAUUUUCAAAAGGUGCAGAUUUGAAACCUCUAAAAAAUGAAGGGAGGCCAUUUAAAAUGAAAGGAAAGGUCAAAAUGAACUUCUAAACCAUUGAUGGAUUUGUUCUCUUCAAAAUUUUAUAUAAUCUGACUGAUAUAUACACACACAUGGAUAGAUGCAAACGUGAAAUAUGUUUUACCACCGAAGCCAAAGAUCUGCCAGAAAGUCAGUUUACAGAUACUUUAGAAGUCUUUAGAUGUUUGCUACAGAAUGCAGUCAGACAAGAUUGCAGCAACUUGAGUUGUUGUCAGUCCCAAUUUCGAACAGCUAAACCUCAGUUCAAGUCAGCGAGAUGUCACUCAUUAUUUAAAAAAAAUCACUUACACCCUUAAAUGCUCUUGUUUCAUAUUGUACUUUUCACUUCUGUGCAGAGCUGUAGUUUUCUUAAGUUUUAAAGGCUUUGAAGUUAAAAUGGAACACAUUUAUAUGUGCAAUUAAUGCUUUUAUUACCCUUGGAGGUAACAAAGUAUGAACAUUUUUAUGCAGUCUUUCACUAAUCAUUUCUUCCAUUAGUUUUGUGGCACAUAAACUGAACUUUUUAGAGUGGAUGGGAGACAGGGGUGUUUCAGGGACUGCAGAGUUCUUUGUCUAUUGUUUUUGUCAAGUUGUUUUUGAACGGUUGUGCGUUACGGAUGACAUUUGCACAUUCAGUCUGAACGUCAGUGCUCCUCGAUGGACACCGGGGACACGACGAUGCAGGAGAGACUGAGAAACGUUCCCGUGAAUUUUUGAGGAACUGGAUUUUGUUUUGCAGCGUGUGGAAUGUAGAAGAUUGCCUGGACUGAAACAGACAUUUGGACCUGGUCUCAUCCACUUUAUCUUUCAACCGAACCACUUCACAUAUAAACUGUAAUAAUCAACCACAACUUUGAGGUGAAACUCUACCACUCAGACUUGCUUCCAUUCCUCCUGCCUUUGUUUCCCGUCCACUUUCGUUGAUAUCCGGCCAAUGGGACGGCAGAUCCUGCAUUGAUACUCGCUGCUUCUCGCUCAUCAGCUUCAUUCUGCUUUAAUUAAAUGAGCUCUGUGUCACUGAUCAGUACCUUUCAGCCUGGAGUGAGUGGAAGUAGAAGAAACAUUUUGGGUUUCAUACGCGUUCCCUUGUGUUUAUGACGAUCAAAAACCCCAAAAAGCGUCAGAUCUAAACAGUACUCGGUGUCCGUCUGUGCUGCUCCCUUGAUAUGCAUCCAGGUGGACGAUGCUUUCCACCAAAAGGCUCUGCAUCCACAAGUUUACUUUAUUUGCUCUGGGUCAACUUUUGGGAUCAGGAUCCUAUGAUCCUUUUACUGCAUAUGAGACUUAAUGGUCCACGAAAAUGAGACAAAGCAGGUGUGAAUUUGUUGCUGCAUUAAAGGGUUUGUGUACUGAGGAAUGUGUGUGGACAGCACUGGUGGCUGUCCUUGUAUUUAGAGAUUUAAGCCUUUAUAUAGUAUAUAUAGUAUAAAUAUAUAUAACCUUUAUCUAUUUUAAUCCACACACUAUUUUGUCGAGUACGGAGCACCUCUAUUUCUGUCUUUAGAGUCUAAAUAUCUUUUUUUUUUCCAUCUUUAAAGCUUUACUUGACUUUCUGCAACCUCGCUCGAUAAGGGGGAAUGUAAAGGUGAGUAGUUAUCACUGUCCUGAACAAAGGAUACAUGGAAAAGAUCUUACAUGUCAAGGAGCGUUGAGAUACAGAACAAUGUACAGUAUUUUUACCCCUCUUGUAAAGUUAUCUGCUUAGGAGACGAACCACUUUGAGAAGAGGCUGACGGAAGACUUUUGGACGCACCAUUAAAAACCCAGCAUUCAUCAACUGUACGGCCUGCAGCGAACAGUGUUUGUUUUUCUCUCUUUGCAUUGUUAAUUGCCACUGAACAGAAAAACAGAAGCUCUCUAAGGCUUUCUAUUAAUAUGUGUACAGUUGUGUCUCCUGGCCUGCCGCCAUUUAUUGUUGAUCAAGUUAACCAACAGUAACAGAACAAUAAAUAUAUGUUUUUAUA
Molecule: messenger RNA, 9942 nt
Organism: Plectropomus leopardus (leopard coralgrouper)
Lineage: Eukaryota; Metazoa; Chordata; Actinopteri; Perciformes; Serranidae
Source: RefSeq, a predicted model, not a curated record